This is a messenger RNA of Papaver somniferum (opium poppy), 863 nucleotides long. RefSeq lists its product as uncharacterized. The record is from RefSeq and is a predicted model, not a curated record. Lineage: Eukaryota; Viridiplantae; Streptophyta; Magnoliopsida; Ranunculales; Papaveraceae. Bases 9 to 863 code for a protein of 284 amino acids. The transcript has 4 exons.
CUUAGGCUAUGGAGUAUUCAAAUGUUAGUCUUAUUGUGUUCUUGGUCCUAAUCUCAUCACGGAAAGACAAUUUGUAUACGGAGAAGAAGCAAGUGUAUGGAAAAGAGAACAGAAGAUUUGGAACUGGAAAAACAACUAAAAAUUCUAAACAAAAAGCCAAUCAAAACUAUUAUGAUAGGAGCUUAAAUAUUGAUAACGGGUUUCAAAAUGAAAGAUGUCCACCAAAAACGGUACCUAUCCGCAGGAUAAAAAAGGAAGAUUUAAUUAAUGCUCGAAAGCUUUUGCAAAAUAGGAUUCCAAUCGAUCCAAGCGCUUACACUCUCUCGCUUAUGGACAUCCGUGCAGACAAUCAGAAACAAACAGGUUGCUUCAACGUGCUUUGUUCUGGGUUUGUUCAAGUUGACAAUGAUGUAUCUCUUGGUGCAGUUUUAGAACCAUUAUCAGUCUAUGGAAAAGAUGCAUGGGCGCUGCAUGUCAAAGUAUACCGUGACCCACAGACUGGUAACUGGUGGUUGAUUACUACCAGAACUAUAGGAUAUUGGCCAAAAAGAAAUUUUACACAUUUAACAAACAAUGCUUCAGUUUUACGAUAUGGAGGGGUUGCAGGGGCUAAACCUCAAACACCAUCUCCGCCGAUGGGAAAUGGGUAUUUACCUCAACUUGAAGAUUAUUUGGAAACGGCAUUUAUGAGGAAAAUGAAGUACAUUGAUGAAAAAGGCCAAUCUGUUAACCUAAACCCCUAUGGAGUACCAAUCAAGCAUGAUGCGACGUUAGAUUGCUACAACAUUUUGUUUGCUGGUAAUAUAGGAGGGGAUUGGGAGAUAACGACGGCGUUUGGAGGACCUGGUGGUAUGUGUCCUUAA